Messenger RNA from Photinus pyralis (common eastern firefly), 3324 nucleotides. RefSeq names its product chloride channel protein 2 (gene ClC-a). Gene Ontology annotation, biological process: chloride transport; transmembrane transport. The record is from RefSeq and is a predicted model, not a curated record. Gene Ontology annotation, cellular component: membrane. Bases 391 to 3237 code for a protein of 948 amino acids. The transcript has 11 exons. Gene Ontology annotation, molecular function: voltage-gated chloride channel activity. Lineage: Eukaryota; Metazoa; Arthropoda; Insecta; Coleoptera; Lampyridae.
UGAUUAUUAUAACUUAAAGUGGUUUUGGGAAUUUUUGGACCGUUUCCAGUGUCGUGAGACAAUAAUAAAAGGUUGCGUCUAUUUCGAUAACAACAACACACGGACGAUGAUUUUUGUGCAGGAUUAAUUUGUAUUUUUAAAUGCUCCGCGCGGCGCCCUUUUUUUCGCGUUUUAUGGUCGCGUAAUUUUUAAUCGCGUUUUGUUUUUGUUGUUGCGCGUGUGCGUCGGUUUAGUUAUUUAUGCGAAGACACGAUUUACGACCGCAUCGCAACCUGUUUGCUAAAACAGAGGAACGAAACGAAUUGGACUUUAACGAGAAAAUGACUCGGCCCAUCGUCAAACUGGAAAAUUGCUAUGCCGUAACCCAGUAAUUCUCAUCAUUCCGUCAUAAUGGGCUCCUUGGCGGUUCCGAAGGAGCAGUAUGGGCUGGGGUACCAGAACACCGUGAUGUAUGGCCGGUACAGCCGGCAAUUGGGAGAGUUUGCAAAACUAGAGGCGCUAAAGCAGGCCGAGAAACGGCGACUGAAGGAGGAGAAGGCGAGGAAAAAGGAGCUGAGAGGGUACCAAGGUAACGUUUCCUCCAUGGGGCGACAUCGACUGGUUUCACGUACGCUUUCAGGAAAGUUGGCGAAGACCUUGUCCUUCCUGUGGAGGCAUACGUUCGCGAAGCUGGGCGAGGACUGGGUGUUUCUGGCGCUGCUGGGGAUCAUCAUGGCGGUGCUCAGCUACAUCAUGGAUAAAGGAAUCGCGGUUUGCGGCAAAGCAAGAACUUGGUUAUACCACGACAUAACGGACCAUCCAGUAUUACAAUAUUUGGCGUGGGUAACGCUACCGGUGUGCUUAAUCUUAUUCAGCGCGGGAUUUGUGCACUUGGUUGCACCACAAUCCAUAGGUUCCGGCAUUCCCGAAAUGAAGACCAUACUGCGCGGCGUUGCCCUAAAGGAGUACCUAACGUUUCGAACGCUGGUCGCGAAGGUGAUCGGCUUGACGGCGACGCUCGGCAGCGGCAUGCCGCUCGGCAAGGAAGGUCCCUUCGUGCACAUCGCGAGCAUAGUCGCGACGCUGCUCAGCAAGCUCGUGACCGGCUUUCAGGGCAUCUACGAGAACGAGAGCCGCAACACGGAGAUGCUGGCGGCGGCGUGCGCCGUCGGCGUCGCGAGCUGCUUCGCCGCACCGGUCGGAGGUGUUUUAUUUAGCAUUGAAGUAACAACCGUUUACUUUGCCGUCAGAAAUUACUGGCGCGCCUUUUUCUCGGCGGUUUGCGGCGCGACCGUUUUUCGCUUGCUCUCGGUUUGGUUUGAGCAGGCUGCUACCGUAACGGCUUUCUUUAAAACUAACUUCACCAUGGAUUUCCCUUUUGACCCGCAAGAGCUGUUUGUGUUUGCUUUGAUUGGGGUUGUCAGCGGAAUUGGUGGCGCCUUCUACGUGUGGGUCCAUCGACGAUACGUCAUGUUCAUGCGCAAGAGUAAGAUUAUCAACAAUUUCCUGCAAAAGAACCGGUUUUUGUAUCCCGCCUUCGUCUCGCUUAUAGUUUCUACUGUCUCCUUCCCUCUGGGAAGCGGACAGUUCAUGGCCGGUGAACUUAACACACACGACCAAGUCAGUAAUCUUUUCAGCAAUUUUACUUGGACAGGGAAGACGCUAACGGUCGAGGAACAGGCGAUAGUCGAACACUGGCAAACACCAUACUCUGGUGUGUACGUCAGCCUUGGCGGGUUCAUAGUGUUCACGUUCAUCUUCUCCAUAAUAAGCUCAACAAUCCCAGUGCCGAGUGGUAGCUUUAUACCAGUCUUCAAAAUUGGAGCGGCUCUUGGAAGAAUCGUGGGGGAACUGAUGCACAUGUGGUUCUCAACAGGUAUGCAAUUUGGAGGAAGAACGUCCCAAAUCGUUCCUGGAGGUUACGCAACCGUCGGCGCCGCAGCGUUCAGUGGCGCAGUGACCCAUACAAUCUCAGUGUCGGUCAUCGUCUUCGAAAUGACCGGCCAAAUCACGCACAUCAUCCCCAUAAUGAUCGCCGUACUGAUCUCGAACGCCAUCGCCAGCCUGCUCUUCCCCAGUAUAUACGACAGUAUUAUUCUUAUAAAGAAACUACCAUACCUCCCCGAUUUCUUGCCGAGCAGCAGCGGUAUGUACAACAUUUGCGUGGAGGACUUCAUGAUGCGCGACGUUAAGUACAUUUACCACGGAAUGAGUUACGAGCAGCUGAAGGUCAUGCUGAAGGAGAACCGACGCUUGAAGGGGUUUCCACUCGUGGACACUCCCGAGAGCAUGGUGUUACUUGGGUCCAUUCAGCGAAUGCACCUGAUCGAGCUGAUCGAGCAGCAGAUCGGUCGAGAACGUAGACUGCAGGUUGCAGCGAUCAGGCACCGUGAAGCCCUGGCGCGCGAGGAGCAGAAAAAAGCGGAGGAGCGCCAAAGACGACCGUCCCGCUUCCACGUCUCCCCAGCCCCGGACAUGCUAGCACUCAGGCAAAUGUCGGAGAACCAACUCAAUGUCGUCGACCAGGUAAGCCUCCACAAAAAAAAAUCAUUCACAAUCCAAACCCAAUUUCAGCCCACCUACCAUCCAGUCUUCGGAUCCCAACCCAAAAAGUCCAUUCUGAAGAAGACCAACUCGUUUACGCUAAAAGGCUUCAGCCCACUAAUGUCGAACAGUCCGGGCGCGACACCCUACACCACAGUUACCGGUGCGGAAAGCCGAAUACGGCUGGCCUUCGAGGCCAUUUUCAAGAAGUCGGCCCAACUCCAGGACGUGGAGAACGGGGAGUCGCAGCCGGUCCUGGGUGAAAGUAGCAAACCGGAGAUACUACCUGCAAUCAGCACUUCUAGCUUCAAAAAGGUUCAGCUGCCAAAGGAGAGGGUCUGCGACAUGUCGCCCGAGGACCAGCGCAAGUGGGAGGACGAACAGAUGCAGCUGCCGGUCGAGUUCUCGACGUGCACGAUCGACCCCGCUCCGUUUCAGCUCGUCGAAAGGACCUCGUUGCUUAAGGUCCACUCGCUCUUCUCGAUGGUCGGUGUGAAUCACGCGUACGUGACCGCGAUCGGCAAGCUGAUCGGCGUCGUCGGACUGACCGAUCUGAGGAAGGCGAUCGAGGACGCGAACAGCGGUCUCGUGCCGAGCUUUUCGGCGGACAAGCACGACCUUUCGAACAAUAACGUCGCCGACAGUAAGGAGUGUCCGUGCGAGGAGGCGGACGAAACGACGACGGCACUCAUGUCCAAAGACUCGGAAGUAUAGCGCUACCUACGUAUUUUUUAUCGCUAGACGUUUUAUGUGAUAUUUAUUUAAUUUUAAUUACCGUACAAUUAAAUAUCCUAAUUCCAA